AUGCACUUGAUCCGAUUAUUAUUGGUGAUUUCGUUCGUAACCGCAACAUUAGGGCUUUUCUCGCACACGUUCCUCGCCACGGCCAACGAGAUGUGCAAGAACCUGUCAAACGUCAACGAAGAUGUCAUAAAACAAAUUUUCGUCGGAACAAUUCCUCAAUCAUCGAAGGAGGUCAUGGAUUACGUGUUUUGCAUGAGCCGAGGCCUGAACAUACAGAACAAAUUCGGCGCGAUUUCCGCGAAGAAACUCAAGAAGUUCCUGCUCAAUUUCAAGGUGUUCAGGAAAAGUUGGGUGGAUAGAACGUUGGACAUUUGCCUGCAGCGCGAUUUCGACGGUCGCAGGAACGCUUUCGGUACGUUCACUUGCCUCAGGGAACAAUAUUUCAAACAGAAAUUGUUCGAGCACAAACCCUAUUUGUUCUACUUGAUGUAUUAG
This is a messenger RNA of Phyllotreta striolata, 435 nucleotides long. NCBI's taxonomy places the organism in Eukaryota, Metazoa, Arthropoda, Insecta, Coleoptera, Chrysomelidae. The record is from the annotation of a GenBank genome assembly.